This is a messenger RNA of Hydra vulgaris (swiftwater hydra), 2379 nucleotides long. Lineage: Eukaryota; Metazoa; Cnidaria; Hydrozoa; Anthoathecata; Hydridae. The record is from RefSeq and is a predicted model, not a curated record.
AUGGGUUUAAAUGAUCCAAAGAAAUUAAAGUUUGACUUAGAUUUAACAAAGUUUGUCUGCAAUGAAGGUCUAUCUUUUGAACUUUUGGAUAAUAAAGGAGCUCAAGAACUUAUAGAUAAAGUAAAUAAUAAAUUCACUGUCAAAUCUGCAUCAACAUUUAGACUCAUAAGCUUCCAAUUCAAAAAGUUAAUCGAAAAACUUCCAGCUAAAAAAUUUGCAACUGCUAAAGAGAUAGUUCAAUAUUAUCUCUUUCUACGAAAGUCAAAGAGUGAAGCAAAACUAAGGGUCCUCGUAGGUUGUCCGAAUAAAAGUUCUUCUUUUAUACCUAAUUGUCCAGUUGAUCAGUCUGACUGCUGCAUACUGUCCAAACUAAUGGUUCCUUGGGUACUUGGUAGAUUUAGAGUGCUUACAAUACAAAAGUUAAGGAUUAAAAUUGAGAAAUUGUUGAAGGAAUGGAUGAAAUUAAAAGAUCAAAGAUACAGAACAAAUCCUGCUGAAAUAAAAAAAAGACAUUUAUUUGAAGAGCAAAUGAGUAAAGUAUUUUGGAUUGGAAAACAUCCUAAUGUUAUGUUUGAGGAAAUAUUAAAAGAUAAAAUGAGAAAAUUGAAAGACAAGGAAGAAGAUAUUGCUUUCUUAAAAGACCAACUGGAUAAAAGAAAAGGAAGUCUUGGAGGUAGAGAUAAAAGAUAUGAAUAUUCUGUAAUCAGAAGUAAAAGAAGCACAUCAAAGUUCAGUAAAAAUCCGUCAGUAGAAUUAAAUAAGAAUGAUUCAGAUUAUCUAAGUUCUGCUAGUUAUACUAGCGAUGAAUUAGGUGAAGAAACAGAUAUUGACUUUGAUUUUAAUGAGCAUCCUAAUGAUCAAAAUUCUGUUCUGCUUCCUAAAAAUAUCCUUCAGUCAACCGCUCAUACAGCAGUGGGAGAAGGUAUAACACCCCAUCAACAUACAGCAUUGACUAGUAGUGUUAUUGUUAUGUCUGGUGGUUCUGUAGCAAACUUUAAUUGUUCUAAAUCCACAUCUUAUAGAGCUGCGGAGAACAUAAUAUCUGCCAGGGCAAAAGAAAUAAGAGAAUACAUAAAAAACAUUGUAAUAUUAUCAGAUUCACUAAUGACUAUACACUUUGACGGAAAAAUAGUUAAUGAACUAACAGAGAGAAAGCAAUUUAAAAAAGAUAGAAUUGCAGUUUUGCUAAGAAUUGAUAAAAAAACAGAACUACUUGGCAUUCCUCCAAUAGAUUCUAGUUCAGGGGUUAAUCAAAAGCAAGCUAUAGUGGAAUUGAUGGAGUAUUUUGGAUUAAAAGAUAAGGUCAAAUGUCUCUGUUUCGACACAACUUCAGCAAAUACAGGAAGAUGGCAAGGUACUUGCAUGAAAUUAAUUCAACAAGUUCAACGUCCAUUGUUGUUGAUUGCAUGUCGACAUCAUGUAAUUGAACGACACAUAGCCCAUUUCUGGAAGAUUUACCCAAGCAGCGAAACUUCUGGUCCAGAAAACAAACUAUUUGAAGUUUUAAAACAAAACUGGAACAGUAUAGAUGCUGAAACUAAGGAACUGAAAAGAAUAAUAAUACCACCUGGAACAUGGAUAUAUAAUCAAAAAUUAGCUGCUGUUCAGUUUUGUAAUAAUGGGAUCAGUUUGAAGAUCUUCAAAAAGUUGUAUCUUUUAAUGAAUGAAACCCAAAACCUAACUGACAAACAUAAGGAAGAAAUAACUGGUACGGCUUUGUUCAUAAGCCUUUUCUAUACAGAGUGGUUUCUAAAAGCAGAGUUAAGUUCUUUGGCACUAACACAGGAUAUAAAAGCUUAUUGGCGAAUGAAAAGGUUUGAGGAAUGGAAUCUACUUGGCUCUCGAGCUGUUGCUAACUCUAUUCUCAGACAUACUUGGUAUCUGGAUCCAACUUUAGUAGUUUUUGCCCUAGCAAAUAAAGAAUGUAGGGAACGUGGUGAUAUGGCCAAAAAACUAUAUAGUUUACAAAGAUGUCCAAGUGAAAGUUUUCCUUUGGAACGCCAGGUAAUGGAUCAAGCUAUAUUGAAUAGCCUCAACUUCAGUAAAGAUGAGCCCCCUAGUUUGACUCCACUAGUAACAGAAAAGUCGUGGCUUGUUUUUGACAUGCUUAGGCAUGGAAAAGCAGAAACUCAAUGGAUGAAGACUCCACCAGAAGUUUGGAAAUUUAAUGAUUAUUAUCUAGAAUUUAGAGCAACAGUUAAGGGACUUGAUGUUGUUAAUGACUGCUCUGAGAGGGCAGUUAAGUUAGUUCAAGACCUAAUAAACAGAGCAUAUUCUGAGGAGAAAAGGCAGGACACAUUUCUAUUUACAAAUAGUUAUAAGAAAAACAGAAAAGGCAGGAAAAAAACAGAUUACGAAAAAGCCGCAAAUAAAGACUAG